Chroicocephalus ridibundus (black-headed gull) is the source of this 3621-nucleotide messenger RNA. RefSeq names its product sorting nexin 4 (gene SNX4). Gene Ontology annotation, cellular component: early endosome membrane; SNARE complex; plasma membrane. Gene Ontology annotation, biological process: protein transport; positive regulation of autophagosome assembly. The coding region runs from base 381 to 1697 and encodes 438 amino acids. The transcript is spliced from 14 exons. NCBI's taxonomy places the organism in Eukaryota, Metazoa, Chordata, Aves, Charadriiformes, Laridae. The record is from RefSeq and is a predicted model, not a curated record. Gene Ontology annotation, molecular function: phosphatidylinositol-3-phosphate binding.
CCCCUGCACAGGGAGCUCACGCUGCGGAGCUUGGGGCGAGGGGGGCUUUAGUGCAAGCAGGGGGUGCCUUCACCCCCCGCGUCCGCCAAGGGGUGCCCACCGCCGGGACAGCUGUUGGCCGAAAAGGCGGGCAGGAGGCUAGCAGCCGAGACAGGGCUUCCAUCAAGUCCAUCGAGCCGAGGCGGGCGGCGGCGGCGGAAGGGCCGGGGAAGGAAGGCCGAGGGCCAGCGAGGCCCGCCUUGCCUCGCCCAGCGCCGCUCCCGGAUGGGCACACACCCCCGCCCGGGCCCAGCCGCUCUCUCUAGGACCUGCGAUGAGUUUGCCCGCCGGAGCCGUCCUCAGCGCCUGCGCGGAGGGAGGCGGCCGAGCCCCUUAUAGCCAUGGAGAGCGCCGAGGCCGAGCCGAGCGAUAGCCGCCCGGAGGAAGACGGCGCCGUGCCCCGCAGCGGCUUCCCGCCUCCGGAGCAGCCCGUAGCCGCGGUGGCCACGAUGGAAGACUGUUUGGCAAAAAAAAUGGAAAUCACUGUUUCGGAAGCCGAAAAACGGACUGGGAGGAAUGCCAUGAACAUGCAAGAAACAUACACUGCUUACCUCAUUGAGACAAGAGCUGUUGAGUCCCAGAGUGAGGGACAGUGUGCCCCAGUGGACUCCCUGUGGCGACGUUACAGUGAAUUUGAGUUGUUGAGGAAUUACUUGUCAGUUACCUAUCCACAUAUUGUUGUUCCACCUUUGCCAGAAAAAAGGGCUGACUUUGUUUGGCAUAAACUAUCAGCAGAUAAUAUGGAUCCAGAUUUUGUGGAAAGAAGAAGAAUCGGUUUGGAAAACUUCUUGUUACGUGUGGCUUCACAUCCUGUCCUUUGCCAAGACAAAAUCUUCUAUUCAUUUUUAACACAGGAAGGUGGAUGGAAAGAAAUGGUGAAUGAGACUGGAUUUCAGUUAAAGGCAGAUUCCAGAUUAAAAGCUCUUAAUGCAACAUUCAGAGUGAAAAACCCAGACAAGAGAUUUACUGAGCUAAAACACUAUAGCGAUGAACUGCAGUCUGUCAUAUCACACCUUCUGCGAGUCAGAGCUAGGGUAGCAGACCGGCUAUAUGGUGUCUAUAAAGUCCAUGGCAACUACGGAAGAGUAUUCAGUGAGUGGAGUGCAAUAGAAAAGGAGAUGGGGGAUGGGUUGCAGAGUGCUGGCCACCACAUGGAUGUAUAUGCUGCUUCUAUUGAUGACAUACUGGAAGAGGAGGAACAUUAUGCAGAUCAGCUGAAAGAAUAUCUCUUCUAUGCAGAAGCACUACGGGCAGUUUGUAGGAAACACGAACUAAUGCAAUAUGACUUGGAAAUGGCUGCACAGGACCUAACAUCUAAGAAACAGCAGUGUGAGGAGCUGGCAACAGGAACUGUGAGAACAUUCUCCCUGAAAGGGAUGACCAGCAAGCUCUUUGGGCAGGAAACUCCUGAGCAGAGGGAAGCCAAGAUAAAAGUUCUAGAAGAGCAGAUACAGGAAGGAGAAGAACAACUUAAGUCUAAAAAUCUGGAGGGCAGAGACUUUGUGAAAAGUGCCUGGGCUGACAUUGAACGGUUUAAAGAACAAAAGAAUCACGAUUUGAAGGAGGCACUUAUAAGCUACGCUGUUAUGCAGAUUAGCAUGUGCAAAAAGGGAAUUCAAGUUUGGACAAAUGCAAAGGAAUGCUUCAGCAAGAUGUGAUUAUCUGGAAAUGAAUUCCUCCUCCAAGUGCCAGAGAACGGAAGCACAAAUGUAUAACACCAAUGUUAAGUUGCUACAUGACUUACAUAUAAAUCAUGAAAUAAAUGAGUUGAGUGAAUAGUUUUUCUUUCUGCUGAUUGUAAUUGUUAAUAAAGGACAAAAAGGACAUGUUAUUAAAUGUUUAGCCCUGACUGCCACUUCUGUGGCGUGUUUUAUAUGUGGUAGCAAAUAAUUCAGGGGUAAAAGAGUUACUGAAAACUACAGCUCCGUAUUGGGGCAAAGGUAUAGGGAAAGUUAUCCCAGAAAGUAUGAACUGAACUGUUCUGAGACUUGUGAAACACCGUGCUCUGUAAUGUGUAGAUCACUUCCAGAUGCCCUUCUUUUCAGCCCUUGCUGUUUAGAAUUUGUAAUGCUCAAGGGUGCUUUGGUUUUAUAACGGGACAUACAGUUGUGUUCUUGAGGUCUACACCAUAAGAGGACAAAAAAAUGAAAUAUUGUAACGCCUAGGGUUCAUGUUUAAAUGCCUUUGCAUGUCCAUAGAGAACUGUGCUUUUCCAGGGUUCAGGUUAAGCGGUCUCAAGCUCCUGAGAUGUUUGAAACUCUCUACAGUAGAGGUGGUGUACAAUGGCUUGAUCCGAUAUUCUGCAUUUACUGGUUCCCACUUAAGUUUUGAUAUGGGCAUUGAUUUCUUAUCAAACUUCUUCCUGCAAGUAAAGGAGACUGGUGAUCCAGCUGAGCAGCAAAACCAAAGUCAAAGCUGGUAAGAAGUGGAUGCAACUUCUGUUUGGUUGUUUGGAACCUGUUUACACUAGGUGUGAAUCUGGCCUGUGGUAUCUCUUCUUGUAACUGAAGCGGUUUGCUUCUUAAAAAGAAUAGUUCUUAAUGAAGACGCUGAAAUAAAAAACCUGGUGCAACUUCUGUAGUACUUUAAGAGCAGUGAUGUGCAGAAUCCACAACGAACCAAGGUGUCUGUUUGGCUCUUGUAAUGAUGUUUCGGUGUAUGUGUCUCUUUCAGCGUGUGUAUAUAUAUGUGUGUGUAUAUAUAUACACACCAGUAUGACAUGAUUUGCAGUUACAGGUACUUGCAUUAAAUGUUUCCAAUUAUGAAAAACACUUACCACUGUCUAAUAUUGGGAUUUUUCUACAUACUUAAAGUUCCUGAAGUCUUGUGGAAUUUGUCAGACUUGAUUGCUAGUCCUGAAGGAAGCUUUGUAAUAUUCUGUUGAAAAGUGUAUUUAAUUGUUACGGAUUAUAACACUACUCAGAUCUUGAUUUUUUUUUUUUUUUUUUUGUUUUUAAGAGAUACUCCAGGAAGUCCUUAAAAGUUCCUUUGAUAAAUUAUCAAUAACGUAGUUACAGAUAUGUCCCAUGUUACUUUUGUCUCUGCAGCAUUUCUUUUCUAUAAAACCAUUGUAAAGAAUUUGUAGGCCUGGUGUACGCUACAGUUUGAAACUCUGAAGUGAAAUGCUGGUCACUCUGAUAACCUUUGUUGGCUUUUUCGAAGCGUGUGACAGUGACGCUCCUGGCUGAGAGAUGAUGUUGGGCAGAAAGAGGUCUCUCCAUAUAACAUUUACAAGGAGAAGUGUUGUUCCGUUCAGAGGUUGCGGUAUCCAGUUCCCAUACAGGCUGAAGGACUCUUACAUUCCAAACCGAGAAGUUGCACACUUGAUGUAUUCAGUAAACCUUCUAAAGGAGUGGUGCCUUAAUACAAUCCCGUGAGGCGCUCAGAGUAGGUAUUUUUCAUGCACUUUGAUUUUUGGUAGAUCUUUCUGGUGCCUCUUUCCACAUUUCACUUGCUGUACAGCUUAUUAAAUGUUAUUAGUAUGCCUUUUUUUCCUUGCUAGUUGUACUAACUUUAAGAAGGGAACAAAACGGUUCUUGUAAGUUUUGUGCCAAAUAAGCUAAAUAAAAUUGCUCUUUGAUA